This is a messenger RNA of Brachypodium distachyon (stiff brome), 4112 nucleotides long. RefSeq lists its product as uncharacterized. Gene Ontology annotation, molecular function: ATP binding; protein kinase activity; protein binding. The record is from RefSeq and is a predicted model, not a curated record. Gene Ontology annotation, biological process: protein phosphorylation. Bases 666 to 3848 code for a protein of 1060 amino acids. NCBI's taxonomy places the organism in Eukaryota, Viridiplantae, Streptophyta, Magnoliopsida, Poales, Poaceae. The transcript is spliced from 20 exons.
UUUCCACCGGUUAGCGCCGUCUUCCUUCGUCUUCUUCCUGUCAUUCACGCUUUCUCUUCCUCCUUCCUGCACGGCUGCACCCCUCCCGAGGAAACCGCGAGCGGGCCACCCCCUCGCCUUCCGCGCACCCCACCGUCGGCGACUGCACCGCACCCAAAAAAUCGUCUCUUGACCCACUCCAACCCCUCCCCCGUCUCAAUCCAGAUUCGACCUCUGCAAAACACCAAUGGGGAUCUCCAAGGUGACAGACCCCGCCUCGAAGGUGCUCCUGGCGGCCUCCCUGGCGCUCUGGCACACCUGCCGGAGGCUCCUGGCAAUACCUUUUAUGAACUGUUACGCGGUGGAUCCUCGGCAAGUCCGCCUCCACGGGCCUGUUCCUGCCCUGGUCCUUGGUCCUCCUUGGCCCUUUCCUCCUCCUUGCUCACUCCUACGCCAUGGCCAUUCAUCAGGAAGGAGAUCGCCCAGGGCCCGAACCGGCGUUAAUGGGCGGAAACGACCAAAGUUAUCUGACUUGUGGGCCACCUCUUUCAGAAUCUGGCUUAGCUGCGUUGAAGAACUGAUGAUGUAGGCUGCUUGCCUGCUUCGUGUGCGAAUUGUUACCUAAAUGUAGUGGCAAAGUGGGUAUUAAUUCAAGUGGAGAAGAGACUGCUGUGAAGGUACUUCACAUGACAGGUGUCGAUGAUAGUGAAUUCCAAAAGGAGUUUCGGAACCUGAAGAGUCUCAGGCAUGACAAUAUUGUCGAGUUGGUGGGUUUCUGCAAUGAAGCAGAGGAAGUAGUUGCGGAAUUUGAAGGAAACCAAGUUGUUGCUUUGAAGAUGCAUACGGCGCUCUGCCUUGAGUACGUCAGCAACGGUAGCCUUCAAAAACAUAUUUCCGAUGAAAACACUGGACUAAAUUGGCACAUACGUUAUAAGAUAAUAAAAGGGAUCUGUGUUGGUUUAAAAUAUCUUCAUGAGGGACUGGAGUUCUCCGUAUGGCAUUUGGACUUGAAACCAGACAAUAUAUUACUAGACCAAAACAUGGAGCCAAAGAUCGCAGAUUUUGGUUUAUCCAGGCUCUUGGGUGAUGAAAAAACAAGAAAGACAAUGAGUGCCGUAGGAACAUGUGGAUAUUGGCCGCCAGAAUAUUUAAACCAUCAAAUAAUUACAAAAGAGUUUGACAUAUUUAGUUUGGGUGUUAUAAUUACGAAGAUAAUGACCGGACGUGAAGGCUACACCAGUAUCGCUGAUAUGAGGCCCGGAAAAUUUGUUAAGCAUGUACAUAACAAUUGGAGGAAUAAACUUUGUAAAAUACUGAGGCCUGCAUCACUUGAAGUAUAUUGCAACCAGGUGAAGAGAUGCAUCGAAAUAGCACUAGAAUGCUUGAAGCCGAACCGACAAGAAAGACCUACUAUACAGUAUAUUGUUUCUAAUUUGGAGGAGACAGAAACAGUAAUAGGUGACAUAAGCCUGCACAUAGAACAGUUUAAUAAUGAUGGAGAAUCAACCCUUCAUUCCGAGAGCAAUGUGACCUCUGGGCACUCUUCAGGUGGUGGUGAAGCUAGCAGUUCUACUUACUUCGAUACUCCGACGGCAAAAGCUGUGCCGUUCCAGUUGCUAGAAAGCAUGACAGAUGGUUUCUCUGAAGAGCGAAUAAUUGGUAAGGGUGAGUUCACAAGAGUUUACAAGGGAGUUUAUGAGAAUGGACAAGUCAUUGCUGUGAAGAGGUACCAUAGCUCACGUAGAUUGAAUGAUAAUGAGUUCGAGAAUGAGAUUCAAUACCUUAUGAAGGUGCAUCACCCGAAUAUCAUACAAUUAGUUGGCUACUGCAUGCAUACUGAACACCAACUUAUAGAGUACGAGGGAAAAAUGGUGUUUGCUGAAAUUCAAAACAAGGUCUUGUGCCUCGAGUAUUGUUCAAAUGGAUCCCUUGAUCAGCAUCUUUCAGACAUAAGUUAUGGACUCGAUUGGCUCACACGCUACAGAAUAAUUAAGGGCACUUGUGAGGGUUUAAGACAACUCCAUGAGCGAUCGAGUCCUAUCAUUCAUAUGGACCUAAAUCCUAGUAACAUUUUUCUGGGUGAGUGCAUGGUACCAAAAAUAGGAGAUUUUGCUCUGGCCAGAGUUUUGGAAGAUGAAUAUUCCAUUCAGACAAUAAGGAUGAUAGGAACACGAGGAUACAUGCCACCUGAAUUCAUAGAUAAGCAAGUUAUCUCCAUAAAGUCAGACAUAUACAGCUUGGGUGUUGUAAUCAUAGAGAUAAUGACAGGGAAAAAAUACCAUGCAUAUUUUGAAUUAUCUAUCCAGGAGCUUAUUGAAAAUGUUCAUGAAAACUGGAGGAAGAGGCUACGCGCAACAUUCGAUGACACGUCUGGCGAAGGUUAUUGUCAGCAAGUUAAGAAAUGCAUCAAAUUGGCGUUGAGUUGUGUGGAGCCUGAGAGGCUGAAAAGGCCCUCUAUCGGGGAAAUCAUCGAUAUGCUGAACGAAACAGAAACCUUUAUUCAUGAACUAACUUUAAAAGAUAAGUCCGAGCUGCUUGAUGUCCACCCCGUUGAGCUUUACUUCCCCUUUGAGCCAAAGAAGGCCACAUCCUGCUCGCUGCGGCUAAACAACAAAGGAAGCGACCGCGUCGCGUUCAUGGUUAUGGCCAAGACCCAGAAAAUGUACUCUACGAAGCUGCCAUUCUGCAGCGUGGUGCCUCCAGGUUGCUCCUAUACCAUUGCCGUGACAAUUCGCAAACAGAACCAGCAGCUGCCAUCAGCCAUCAGCGAGUUCUUCACAGUGCAGAGCGUCGCGGUGGGUGAUCAUGACCUCAAGCAUGUUGACGAAGAUUCUGCCUCGGUGGUGUACGGCAACUUCUUUAAGAAAGCCGAAGAGAUGAACAGUGAUGAGCUGCAAGAGAUGACGCUGCCUGUUUGUUGGGAUCUACCUGCUGAAGGGACAGAGUCUGAGCCGAAUCAAUCCAGAAUCGAGAUCAUUGCCACCCUGGAUUCUCAGCAAGUGUCGUCAGUAGAAGUGCAUCCAUCGCAGCCAUGGAUUAUGACGACACAUCAUGGGGGGAGCCUUCGUGUUUGGGACUAUCAGACAAUGGCUACGUUGCAAUCCUUUCAAGUAACAGAUGAACCAGUUCAUGCAGCUAAAUUCAUUGAACGCGAGAAGUGGAUUAUCGCUGGUGAUGGCAAUGGGUGCAUCCAUGUAUACAGUUACGAAGAAAAAGAACCCACGAGCUUCGAUGCUCAUGACAGUGGAAUCACAUCUUUGGCUGUGCAUCCAACACAAACUGUUGUGCUGUCAUUCUCCCAUGAUGAUCAUCUGAUUAAGCUUUGGGAUUGGGAGAAGGACUGGGAGUGUACUCGAACAUUUCAGGGGCACACUAACAGAGUCACUCAAAUAACGUUUAACCCAAAUGGCGCUGAUAGUUUUACCAGUGUUUCCAGGGAUGGCAAGGUCAAGAUAUGGAGUGUUCAUUCUGAUGGUAGUAGCCCCAUCACAUUCGAUGGAGACGACCAAGGUCUUCUCUGUGUUGAUUACUUCACACGCCGCAAUCGGCAGCAUCUGAUCACCGGUUGCAUGGACGGGACUGCAAAGAUUUGGGACCUGGAGAUGGAUAUCUUGGAAGGAUGUGUUCAUAAGCUAGAAGGGCAUGAAGGGCGUGUCACUGCCGUCAAUUUGCACCCAGAGCUUCCAUUGUUGAUCACAGGUUCACUUGAUGGGACGGUUCGUCUAUGGGACUCCACUACCUACAAGCUUGAAAACAUAAUUGGUUUUAACCUGGGUGCAGUUUAUGGGUUUGGAUUUAUAAAGGGUUUGAGAAGGUUGGUUGUCGGGUGCCACCAAGGAAUAGCCAUGAUGGAAAUACCUUCACCCUGAAGAAAAUAACGGAGGCAUAGUAAAUCCAGGGAGAGUAGAACGUUUGAUGCAAUUCAGCUCAAAUUUAAGAUAUUUCAGUGAGUAUACCUAAAGUGUGACUUGGUCCGGCUUGCUAGUUGCUACCAUUAGUGAUAACUUUCAAGGAAAAAUAAUUGUAAUAUUUGCUUUGGAGCCAUUAUGCACUUUUAUUCCGAAGGUUAUUCUUUUAAGAUUUUGAGCUCUUGUACGAUAUCAUAAAAUUAAUUUAGACUAUCUUUUUUUCAA